This is a messenger RNA of Danio aesculapii, 2627 nucleotides long. It is a transcript of the gene taf5, whose product is annotated as TAF5 RNA polymerase II, TATA box binding protein (TBP)-associated factor. Lineage: Eukaryota; Metazoa; Chordata; Actinopteri; Cypriniformes; Danionidae. The transcript has 11 exons. Gene Ontology annotation, biological process: transcription initiation at RNA polymerase II promoter. Gene Ontology annotation, molecular function: protein binding; RNA polymerase II general transcription initiation factor activity. The record is from RefSeq and is a predicted model, not a curated record. Gene Ontology annotation, cellular component: transcription factor TFIID complex. The coding region runs from base 14 to 2245 and encodes 743 amino acids.
CGCCGGGGGAAAAAUGGCGGCUGUGCAAGAUGGACCGAUGGAGCUGGACGCUGAGAAAGAAACGAAGCCCGAAAUCCUCAGCGAUGGGACGGCGAAUCCGUCGGGGAACACAGGUGGCGGGACUCUGUCCUCAUCGCCACUCACCGCAGCCCCGGCUACUGGAGCCCCGAAGCCGGAGGACCAGCAAACUCUGCUCGCGGUCCUGCAGUUCUUGAAGCGGAGUAAACUGGCGGAGUCGGUGGAAAUCCUGCGGCGCGAGGCGGGUUUAGCAGAGGAGCAGGAGGACUCGCAGACCGACGCCGGUGCAGGAGGGAAGGACGGGGACGCAGGAGAUACAAAAGCUCUGCUCAGCCGGGUGUCCAUCGCCGGUGCAGCCGCCCCGCAGAGCACCCUGACCCCCAUACCUGCGAAGAGUGGAGACGACCAGCCGGAUGUCAGUGUGGUGUUGUCAGCGUACAGCCAGCAGGGCGACCCGUCUCUGUAUAAGGUGUAUUACAGCGACCUGAAGAAGUUCAUUGAGUCAGUGCUGGACUGUCACCGGGCCGAGCUCUCGCAGCUCUUCUACCCUCUGUUCGUCCACAUGUACCUGGAGCUGGUCUACAACAACCACGAGAGCGAAGCCAAGGCUUUCUUUGAGAAGUUUAGCGGAGAUCAGGAGUGUUACUAUGAGGAUGACCUGCGAGUUCUCUGCAGUCUCACGAAGAAAGAGCACAUGAAGGGGAACGAGGCCCUGCUGGAUUUCCGGACGAGUCGCUUCGUGCUGCGCAUCUCCAGAGACUCGUACCAGCUGCUGAAGAGACACUUGCAGGAACGGCAGAACAACCAGAUAUGGAACAUCAUUCAGGAGCACUUGUACAUCGACAUCUUUGACGGCAUGCCACGCAGCAAGAGCCAGAUCGACAGCAUGUCCGGCAGCCUUGCAGGAGAGGCCCGACGAGAAGUCAAUAAAGUCAAGGUAUUCUAUGGGCUACUGAAGGAACCAGAGAUCGAGGUUCCACUAGAUGAUGAAGACGAGGAAGCAGAGAACGAGGAAGGGAAGCCCAAGAAGAAGAAGACUAAAAAGGACAGCAUGGGCUCCAAGAGUAAGAAACAAGACCCAAACGCCCCUCAACAGAACAGGAUCCCUCUGCCAGAGCUGAAGGACUCGGAUAAACUGGACAAGAUCAUGUACAUGAAGGAGAGCACCAAAAGAAUCCGCCUCGGCCCAGAAACCCUGCCCUCCAUUUGCUUCUACACAUUCCUCAACGCCUACCAGGGUUUGACAGCUGUAGAUUUCACUGAUGACUCUAGUCUGAUAGCGGGAGGCUUUGCAGACUCUACAGUCCGCGUGUGGAGCGUCACACCCAAAAAACUACGCAAAGUCAAAUCUGCUGCAGACCUAAAUAUGAUUGAUAAAGAGUCAGAUGAUGUUCUGGAGAGGAUCAUGGAUGAGAAGACGUCCAGCGAGUCUAAGAUCCUCCACGGUCACAGUGGGCCGGUGUACGGGGUCAGCUUUAGUCCAGACAGGAACUAUCUGUUGUCCAGUUCUGAGGACAGUACAAUCCGACUGUGGAGCCUGCAGACGUUUACUUGUCUUGUGGGGUAUAAAGGACACAAUUAUCCAGUGUGGGACACUCAGUUCUCACCAUUCGGCUACUACUUUGUGUCUGGAGGACAUGACAGAGUGGCACGGCUCUGGGCGACGGAUCAUUACCAACCUUUACGGAUAUUUGCUGGUCAUCUCGCAGACGUCACCUGCACACGAUUUCACCCCAACUCCAACUAUGUGGCCACAGGCUCGUCCGACCGCACUGUACGACUCUGGGACGUCCUGAAUGGAAACUGUGUUCGCAUCUUCACAGGUCACAAGGGGCCCAUCCAUUCUCUGGCGUUCUCUCCUAAUGGGAAGUUUCUGGCCUCCGGAUCCACCGACGGGAGAGUUUUGCUGUGGGAUAUUGGACAUGGGCUGAUGAUCGCAGAGCUGAAGGGUCACACUGGCACUAUUUAUGCCCUCAAGUUCAGCAGAGAUGGAGAAAUCAUUGCAUCAGGCUCUAUGGACAACACCGUCCGUCUGUGGGAUGCCAUGAGAGCCAUCGAUGACGUAGAAACAGACGACUUCACUGCAGCAACGGGCCACAUUCACCUGCCGGACAACUCUCAGGAGCUGCUGCUGGGGACGUACCAUAGCAAAUCCACAGCCGUCACACACCUGCACUUCACCAGACGCAACCUCCUCCUGGCCGCAGGCUCCUACAACUCCCAGUGACCGAAACACUGACCCCCAUGUAGCUGUGAUGAUCUAUCAAUAAUGGUGCAUAAUAUUUAAAGAUUCAUUACCGGUCAUCCUAACAUGUGAAAUAAGCGAAACGAAAUAGUUAAAGCACUGAACAUUACGCUGAUACCUCCAUUCAGAAAUCAGAUCUAUUCGUGCUCAUGAGCUAAUUUUGUUUUGCCUCGAUGACUUUACUGCCAAAUGUGCUCAUUCGUAUGCAUCAUGUGUGUGAAAAUGACACGGCUGGUCUGACUUUGUACAUAUACCCAUGAACGUUUUUUUGCAAUUGAUCGUCGAAACGUGAUGCAUACGAGUGCUGGUCUAUACAAGCUUUUAUAAUACUGCCUAAAUGUGUAAAUAAAACAAGUUUUCUACA